This is a messenger RNA of Thunnus maccoyii (southern bluefin tuna), 1529 nucleotides long. It is a transcript of the gene scpep1, whose product is annotated as serine carboxypeptidase 1. NCBI's taxonomy places the organism in Eukaryota, Metazoa, Chordata, Actinopteri, Scombriformes, Scombridae. Gene Ontology annotation, biological process: proteolysis. The coding region runs from base 51 to 1376 and encodes 441 amino acids. The transcript has 13 exons. The record is from RefSeq and is a predicted model, not a curated record. Gene Ontology annotation, molecular function: serine-type carboxypeptidase activity.
GUAGCAAUAAAGCCGUACAGCGCAGUCCACAAGCUCACACAUCAACAACAAUGGGCCGGACAGAGGUAGCCUCCAGUUUGCUGUUUUUACUCGCCAUCCUCAUAAAUAAAGGGCUCUCCAGUCCUCUGGCAAGUAAAGAAGAUUGGAGCUAUGUGGAAGUGAGAGAUGGAGCCCACAUGUUCUGGUGGUUGUAUUAUGCUGACAGCCAAUCUGCAGAAAACAACGACCUGCCUCUGGUCAUGUGGCUGCAGGGUGGACCAGGAGGAUCAGGAAGUGGUUUUGGGAACUUUGAAGAGAUUGGACCUUUGGAUAGGAACCUACAGCCCAGGAAGACGAGCUGGGUACAGGCAGCCAGUCUUUUAUUUGUAGACAACCCCGUGGGCACUGGCUUCAGCUACGCCGAAAGGCCAGACGGCUAUGCAACCGACGUGGCCAUGGUGGCCUCAGACAUGCUGGUACUGCUCCAAAACUUUUUCACCAAGAAGACCGAGUUUCAGAGUGUCCCCUUCUACAUCUUCUCUGAGUCAUAUGGAGGGAAGAUGGCCGCAGCUAUCUCCAUGGAACUCACCAAGGCCAUUGCACAAGGGAAAGUGAAAUGCAACUUUGCUGGUGUGGCACUUGGGGACUCAUGGAUUUCCCCACUGGACUCUGUCAUGACGUGGGGACCAUACCUCUACACUACUUCACUGCUGGAUGAUAAUGGCCUGAACGAUGUCAACGGUGCAGCAGAGGCAGUAAAGCAAGCCGUGGAGCAGCAAGAGUUUAAGAAAGCCACCGAGCUGUGGUCUGUAGCCGAGACGGUGGUGGAGCAGAACACCAACGGAGUCAACUUCUACAACAUCCUCACGCAGGAGCCGGAUGAGAAACGUACCUCUUCAACAGGAGAGGACUUCAUCUCUCUGCAAACACGUCGCCAUAUUCGACCCUUGCACAGCCAAUCACUGAGUGAGCUGAUGAAUGGGCCAAUCAGGAAGAAACUGGGUAUCAUCCCCCAGAAUGUCACAUGGGGAGGCCAGGCAGAGGAUGUGUUCACCUACAUGUCAGGAGACUUUAUGAAGCCGGUGGUGGAUAUAGUCGACCAAUUGUUGAGCGCUGGAGUCAACGUCACUGUCUACAAUGGACAGCUGGAUCUCAUAGUGGACACCAUGGGUCAGGAGUUGUGGGUAAAGCGGCUGAAGUGGGACGGGCUAUCUGGAUUUAACAAUCUGAAGUGGACCGCCCUGGAUGACCCCACCUCCCCAGGCGUUACCGGAGCUUUCUGCAAGACCUACAAGAACUUUUCCUUCUAUUGGAUCCUGAAAGCCGGUCACAUGAUUCCCUCAGAUCAAGGACCUAUGGCUUUGCAGAUGAUGAAGAUGAUCACCCAGCAGGUCUGAUGCACCCACUACGAUGCCAGCUGGAAUGGCUCUGACAAUCAAAAUGAUCAAAUUGACUUUUUUUAUAUUUCACUUUCUGCUGAACCAAAUCAAAAAUCACAGUUUUCUGACACAGCAAUGAACAACAAUAAAGAUGAUUUGUUUUUUUUGUAA